UGAGCAACAUGUGUUUUGUUUCAGUAAGAAGAUAGAGAGCAUCGGGAGGAUGACAGCGCUGACCCAGGAGGAGGUGGCGUCCCACACACGGACGGUGGUGCAGGGGCUAGAGGCACUCAGAAAUGAACACAAUUCCAUCCUCAGUGGCAUAAAUUCCACACUUUCCUCGUCGCACCAUCCGCCAGAUUCCAAUGUUAUCUCUGAAAAAGCAGGAAUUCUCCAGAAGUCCCUCGACCAAAUUGAACUGGGGCUCUCAGAGGCUCAGAUUAUGCUUGCUCUGGCCUCACACUUGCAAACUGUUGAGGCAGAAAAACAGAAGCUGCGAGCUCAGGUGCGACGACUGUGCCAGGAGAAUGCCUGGCUUAGGGACGAGUUGGCCUCCACACAGCAAAAGUUGCAAGCUUCUGAACAGCAUGUGGCACAACUGGAGGAGGACAAAAAACACUUAGAAUUCAUGUCCACCAUCAAGAAAUAUGAUGCGGAUGUACAAGAUUCUGAAUCUUCUAUGGAGGAGAAAAAAGACAAAAGUGACGACCCUGUUGUGGAUUUAUUCCCUGACGACGAUUCCGAUGACAGGGCUGGUUUAAAGAGAAGCGGGGAUUUUGGUUCUCAAGCAUCAUUAGGUAAGUGUUAUGUGUGCCCGCCACUACACUUGCAUGCUUUUUAUCUUGUGCUUGCUCUUGCUUAAUCUGUGUGUGCUUGUAGUAUUUCUGUAGGAUAUGCCAUAGAGUUCUUAAGGUACAUACAGUAUCAUUGUUUGCAGGAUGAAAAUGUUAAUCAUUAAAGUAAGUGUCACUGUGGAUUUAUAAUUUGUGCCAAGUACAGUAUUUUUUAGAUGUAGACAUCUAUUAUGUAUGCCGAAUGGCAAUUGCAUUGUGUGUGUGUUUUUAAUCUUGCAUUUCCACUGCAGUUGUAUGUAAGCUCUUCAUUGCAUGCCUGUAAUGACAGUAAACAAGUUCUCAAAUGUGCUGCUUGACAAAAAAAUGUGAUAACUUUUGUGAUAUGGGAUGCAAGCUCAUUUUUACUCUAAGAACAUUUUGAUGUUGCUGUACUAAUCCAUAACAUUUGUUAUAAAUGAGUUUAUCUUGGGUUAUAUCUAUGAUUUUUAGGUUUGGAGGAUUGGGAACCUUGACUAAUUAAUCUUAAAAUUAAAAUUACUUUGAAUUUUGAUUAAAAUGUUGGGUAAGCUAUAAACUGAUGUAAAAACCUUGAUUUGUUUUUCUGCUAAUAAGUAAUUUAGUACCGGGAGAUGUAUUAAGAGGGUGUGUUUUCAUUUAGUGUUAUUGUAAUGUUGAAACAUAAAUAUUUGUAGAUUUACUUUGUAUGUGGUAAUAAUAUUUGUAAUAAUUUGUUGGUACAAUUUUUGUGAGUUGAUACUUGGUGCAUUCUCAAAACCCUUAUACUUCAUACAUCUUUUAAUAUUUUCAGUAAAUCUCUUUCAUAUAUUUUGUUCAUAUUCGGGUAAAUUUGUCCACUGUCACAUAACAAAUAAUUUUUUUUUCUUUU
Procambarus clarkii (red swamp crayfish) is the source of this 1506-nucleotide messenger RNA. The record is from RefSeq and is a predicted model, not a curated record. NCBI's taxonomy places the organism in Eukaryota, Metazoa, Arthropoda, Malacostraca, Decapoda, Cambaridae.